Messenger RNA from Uranotaenia lowii, 9029 nucleotides. RefSeq lists its product as uncharacterized. Bases 198 to 8573 code for a protein of 2791 amino acids. The record is from RefSeq and is a predicted model, not a curated record. Lineage: Eukaryota; Metazoa; Arthropoda; Insecta; Diptera; Culicidae. The transcript is spliced from 9 exons.
UCGUCCACAAACGAACAAACGAGUCGGAAUAACGGACAGCUGGACAUAAUUUUAGUGGAAAAACGUACAAAUUAAAGCUUCAAAUCGUGAUAAAUUGUACAUUUUCUCUUUCGCUGUCGUUGGUGUUAUGCUGUUCAGUUUCUUUGGUUGUAAAUCAGUGAUUAAAGAGGCAGACAAACUCUAAAUUUGUUUCCACAAUGGACGGGAUACGCUGGUCCAAAGUUUUGGUUCAGUGGGUUAAAGAUUCCAACCUGAUUGAGUGUGAUUGUGAGAAUAUAGAACAAUGCAGCGUGGAUCAGUUCUAUCCCAAAUUUCAAGAACGGAUGAAAAAUACCUUGAUCAUAAACGAACCCAACAUUAUAAGGUUUCUCGAGAUUCACUUUCCGCACUUCGAGAUGUACCUCACGGAAACCAAACAAAUCGCGGCUCCAGAUCAUUUCUACAUAUUUUCGCUGUUGUUGUAUUUUUCCUGCGUACGGCAUCCGGAAAAGUUUUUCCAACAGAUCUGCAGUUCGUUCGACAAACACAAGCAACACGCAGUUACUGCUUUUCUAAAGAGUAUGUUCGAUGCCAACCACAUGCGAAAAGAAGUAGAUCGAGCCAUGAUCAAAAAAGCCAUACAGGAUGCCAUGCCUCACACGAUGUUACCUCCAUCAUCGUCAUCGCCGAAAAUUAGACCGGAUCCAAAGUCUCCACCAUCUAACCUAUCCAGUGUACCUUCCCGGCUGCUAUCUAGUGAUGUAUUGGACAGUCCCAUUAGACCUAGUCGCUCGGAGUCGAGAAUUUCCCCUCCGACGCCCAAAACUAUCAUCCUGGAUGAACGAACUCGGCAGCUCAAGGAGCUUAAAGCGCAGCUUGAAGCAGAGCGUUACGAAAAAGGUUACCUGGAGGUGCAACUUAAACAGCUGCAGGAUAAGAACGAAAAACUAUUGGAAGAUAAAAGCAAACAUCUCAAGGAAUUGCGGGAGCUAAAGGUGGAGUUACAGAAUUGUAAUCGAGAGAAUGAAUCCCCUAACAAAAAGCGAGGAGUCGACCAUAAACUGGUCCGUAUCGAACGGCAACUUCUGGAGAAGGAAGAAAUGCUGGAUAAGCUGCGAAUCGAGCUAGAAACGGUUAACGAGAACAAUCGCAAUGCUAAUGAAAUGAUUAGCUAUCGUAACACCCAGAUCGUCAAGCUAAAGGAUCAAAUUUUGGAACUCGAGGGAUCGAUAUCCACACUGUCCGAAUGCAUUGAAGAAAAGGAAGAAAUUAUCAAACUGCUCCGGCUGGAGAAGGAUGAUUUACAAAAUUUUAUCAUUCAGAAUCGCCUGGAACAGGGCGCCGGUGUAGAUGUGUUGAAUGGAUCGUUCGAAUGUCUAGAACUCAGUUCGGCAGAUGCCGGUAACAAUGGCACCGGUAGCACCGGAGGUGGUAGUAGUAAGAACUUUAGCCCGGAAAAUAUGGCAUGUGCCGUGGUGGAUGUGCAGCUGAAGGAGAAGGAGGCGGAAAAUUGCUUGCUCAAAAGAUCACUGGAAGUGAUUGAACACGAAAAGGUUCGCGUUUCUGGAUUGGUGGGGCAGUUUUUCAGACUAUAUAAUGAGGUGGUUGGGCGACUGCCAAAUGGAACAACCGAUCCUGGCGAUGUAGGAUUUGUAGAGAAAAUGAACAUCUUUAAAGUUUGUUACGAAACGCUGUUUGAAGAGUACGCUAGGUAUCGAGAGGGAAAAGGUCUUUUGGAAGAUCGCAACGAUCAGCUAGAGGAGGAAGUUCGCCAACUUAGUUCGAAGGUGAUUUCUCUUAAAGAAGUUCUUCGGGCGCUAGAAAGUAAUACGGCAGACAUUAACAGAGAGCUAGAGGCUGUAAAGAAGCAUGCUAGUGAUUAUAAGAAACAUAGUUUGGAGUUGGAAGAAACUGUCAACAAACAGAAACGUGACUACCUUAAGCUGAUUUCGGAAAAAGAUGACUUACAAAAGACACUCACAGAUUUUGUGGAAGAAAAUGGAAACAUGCAAGGAACGAUUCUUAAGCUACACACCGAGAGAGAUGGUUUUAUUGAAUCGAAUUCAAAACUGAAUAAAGAGAAGGAUGAUAUGCUAAAAAAACUGCGAGAUCUCUCUGUGGAACGAGAGGCCCUGAGUAAACAGAAUCUGGACUUGAACAUAGAAUUGAAUAGCUUAAAGGGUGAAUAUGAUUCCAUUACUGGAAAGAUUGAUUACAUGUUAGUUUCGUUGAACGAGGAUCAUGAAGGUAGCGAUUUUUCGUCGUGGUUCGAAAAAAUGGAUGACUUACGAGUGCGACUUGUUACACUAAAAGAAGACAAAGAUCGUUUAACCUCGUUGAACAUGAAAUUGACUUUCGAGAAAACUGCUUUGGAAAAGGAAAUCAGCAACGGUGAAUACUCUAGAACUUUAUUGGAAGAAAAACACAAUGAAUCAAGAAAAACCGUAGAAAAUCUUACUGAUCAAUUAGCACAGCUAAAGGCGAGCUCUCUAGAGAAACAAGAAAGUUAUUCACUGCUUGAAAAAACUAAAACCGAUUUAGAGCAAAAUAUCCAGAGCUUGUCAGCAGAACUCCUUGAAGUGCACAGUGAACUGACAGGAACAGUUGAACAACUGGAAUUGUGCGAAAAGUCGUUGGAACAUACUCGAACAGAAUUACAACUGAAAAAUAAAGAACUUGUCAGUGCGCAAGAUUGUAAUAACAAGCUAGAACUAGAAAUUUCAAACCAACAAGCGACUAUGCAAAUUCUAGAACAAGUCCAACGAGAUACUUUGGAAAAGAAAAGCCAUCUUGAAGAUGAAAUUGAACAACUCCGAAAAUCACUGCAGGAAUCACACCAAUCAUUAUCUGAAACUAAAGAUCAACUAUGUUCAAUCCAGCAGGAACAAUUGAAGUUGGCCGAUCAAAACAAUCGAUUGUUGGAAGAAAACAAAUCUAUCGAAAAGAAACUCCUCACCGAAACUCAACACAAGAAUAAACAAUCUGGAACGAUUGAAUCGCUCGAAAUGCAACUAAGUGACCUCCAACUAUUGUUGGACAACCAAAAGCAGCACACUCUAGAACAAGAACAUACAUUGACUGCACAAUUGAAAGAAGCACACUCGCAGCGUGAUCUUUUACAUAAAAUGAACCAAUCAUUAUUGUCAGGCUUCAAUUUAAUGCAAGAGCGAAUCGUAAGUCUCGAUAAAACGUAUCAAACUAAGAUCGAAAAUUUGCAGACCAAAAUUCCCAAGCUAUCCGGUCUGUUGGCAAAAUUAUCGUCAUAUCAAUUCCAACUGCGACUGGAAAAAUCGACCCUAGAGGACAAAUUAACAAAAAUGGCAAAUGAAUAUGCAACUCUUCAGUUAGAAAACGAAAAAUUGAACAAGCAAUUAGUAGAGCUCACAUCUUCGAAGAAAACAGUCGAAGAAGAAAAACUAGCACUUGAAGAAGAGUUGACAGAGUUUGAAGAAAAGGCACGACUAGAUGAGAACAAAAUUCAGCAGCUUCGACGGGAGAUUGACGAUUUGUUGGUACAGAAAACGCGCAACAUUGAAGAAGCGUUGGGCCGGCAAACUGAAAUUGGCGAUCAGUUGGCAGUUGCUUUGGAAGCUAGAAAUGAUUUGGAAAUUCAAGUUAAUCAAGCCAAGGAGGCUCUUCAAUGCGUACAAGACGAAGUUAGAAAAAAAGAUGCACAAUUGCGGCAACUUUCGGUGGAACAUGAUGAGCUGGAGAUCAAAUGUGCCAAGCUGGAAAUCGAACUCGGAGAACAAAAAAACGUUAUAAUUGCCGAACAGCAAUCGAAGGAGCAGCUUGAAAAACGGAUUGAAGUUCUUUCUUUUGAAUUGACGUCAGCGGAAAUGGAAGUUACUAAAGUGAAAGAAGAACUGUCGUCGAAAGAACAGGACUUCAGUACCGAAGUGAAUACUGUUAGCCGUCUGAGCCACGAAAAAGAACUUCUUGAACAAAAAAUCCAAGAAUUAGCGACGGGUUUGGGAACAGUAAGGCAAGCCAAAAACGAAUUGCAGGAGCUGUUGGAACAAGAAAAAGAAAAAGCUGAAGAAUAUAAUUCCCAGGCAAUCGAACUGAGAGAAAAACUUUUGAAAAUAACAGACAAAUCAAGAGAUCUGGAGCAAUCUAGAAAUUUGUUGCUGGUUAAAAACGAUGAGCUGUCGAAAGAAUCUGAAACACUUCUGGAACAGUUGGCGGAACACACGGAAACUAUAACUGUAAUUGAGGAAGAUCGUGAUGCACUACGAGAGGAAAAGUGUUUGUUAGAGGCAAAUCUAGAACGUGUUGAUUCUGACAAAGAGUCCAUGGGUUUACAGUGCGCUAAACUGUUAGCUCAGUUGUCGAAAGAACGUGAAGAAGCUUCUAUAGAAAAGAAAAAAUACGAGAGUGACAUUGACAGAGUGGUUGAAGAAAGUAAGAAGCUCCAGUCCGAUCUAGUUUCUGCUGAAAAAGAACAUCGGUUGCUUGAACAACGAAUUCAAGAGUUGGAACAAUCGAGGAAGCAUUUGGAAGAUACAAUUUCGAGCAAAGGUGUCAUCGAAGGCAAACUUGCUGAACUUUCACGAGUAGUUGAGGAAUUAAGGCAAGACAAAUCUAAUUUGGAAACGGAAAUCGGAGCUACUAAAAUGGAACGCGAUAGUAUUUUGAGCAACCUACAAGAGCUGAAAGCAAAGCAUACCGAAUUAGAGGACGUGAAAAAGAUCUUAGAAGCUGAACAACAGUCUAUCGAACUUUCAAAAACUGAAUUAACAGCUAAACUCGAAUCAGCACAGAAAGAAAGUCAAGAAACGACUGAACAAAUUGUUCUUCUGAAAGAUACAGUAAAAACAAUUACCGACAUACUUAAAAUGAAAGAUAACGAACUUACGACCAUAAAGCAGCAAAACGAAACCUUGAAAACAGAACAUCAUUUUGUUGUUACCGGUAUGGAAACUGAGUUCAACGAAAAGUUGAACAAAAUGCAAUUGGUUAAGGACACACUAGACAAACAAGUGCAAGAUCUUUCGAAUCAGGUAAAGCAAUUGUCGGAAGAAGUAACUAAGAAAGAGAACGAGCUGCUGUCAGCAGUAGAAAAACUUCAACAUAGCACUACAUUGCUAAAAUCUGCUGAAGCCCAAAUCGCUGAAUUGAAUACACAACUUGGAGAGAAACUGUCUAUUCAGCAGUCUCUAGAAUCGCGAGUCAACAAACUAGGUGAAUUGGUUCAAAGACAAGAAGAAACAAUCAGAAUCAAUGAAUCGCAAAUAAGCCUACUUUCAGGGCAAAUCACCGACGGUGAAAAUCUUCGAGUUGAGCUGCAAAGAAAGCUAACUGGACUGGAGGAAAACUGUGCCACUUUGGAAAAACGAGUACAAGAUUCAAUGGAACAAGUUUCACAACUUUCUGAAACGAAUUCCAACCAAAAAGCGGUUAUCGUCGAAAAAGAUACUGAAAUUCAUCAACUGACGGAAGGACUUCAGAAAAUCAAAACCUUCCAAACCCAACUUGAAGAAAAGGUGACUGCUUUCGAGACGGUUGUUGCCGAAAAAGAUGAAAUCGAACAGCAGUUGAUACAAUUGCAAAAUGAGAUCGAAACAUUGGGCGAUGAAAAGCGUAAAAUUUCCAUCGAACUGGAAGCGCUUCUGGAGCAAAAGAACGAUGUCGAUCGAAGGUUGAUCCAGCAGCUGCAAGAUUACGACACGCUGAACGAAGAGUUUCUUAAUGAAAGGGACGCUAACAAAGAAAAUGAGCAUAAACAAACGGAACUGAAGCAACAGAUUCAAUCACUGGUGGAUGAAAAUGAUCGGCUCAAAGUGGCUCAGGAUAGCUCUCGUGUUCAGUUGAGCACCAAAGAAAAACGUCUUGUUGAGCAAGAAAAGCAAAUGGAUAAGUUAAAGCGAGAGAUGGAUGGUCUUUUUGGGAAAAAUCAACAGAUGGAUUCGUUGACCCAUGAGUUGAUGUCGAUGAAGAUCCAAGUGACGGAAUUGGUCGCCAAGAAAGAUGAGUUGAAUGAUGUCGUCGAGCACAAAGAAAUUCAAGAGAAAGCUCUUCAGGAUAGCAUGAAUCAUUUGAAGGAGAACCUACGAUCGAAGCAAGAGGAAGUCGAUACCCUCAACACCGACUUACACAAUGUUAAAGAAUCUCUCCAUAGCGUGAAGAUCGAAAACAGUAAACUUAAAUCUACCAUCGAGCUGCAGCAAACAAAAAUGCUCAACUUGGAGCUAAAAAACACCGAACAAGGCAAGAAAAUCGAGAAACUGGAAGAAUCGCUCAGCAAAACUGAACUCAGCCAUCUGGAGGACAAUUCGAAGGCGACCACACUGCUGAAACAGCUUGAAAAGUACAAAGAUUGCGAAAGUAAGAUGCGGGAACUUUCCGAGCUGCACGAGAAAGAGCGUGCGAUGAAUGAAAAGUUCGUGCAAGAUAUUGGUAUCCUGCGGGCGAAACUGGUCAAACAUCGCCAGACCAGUGAAGAGAAAGAACAAGAGUGGACCCACGAAAGGCACGCACUGGUCAAAAAGUUGGACGAGUGUAACAAGCAAGCUGAUGAAAAAAUCAGGGACAUCCGGAUCGAGUACGAGGGCAAGCUAGAAAAGAUGAAAGAGAAAAUGAGUUUGCUAUACAACGACGAGAGAGAGAAAACGAAAGCAAGAUGCGAAAAAGACAUACAGGCCCUCAAAGCUGACCUUCAGCAAGAAAACAAAAGGUUCACCAAACUAGAAGUCCAUGCGGCCAAAUUGCAGCAGCAAUUGUGCACUCUGAACGAGAAAAAUUUGGAGCUAAUGAAGGAGAACGAAUUUGUAAAAUCCAAAAUGCGUAUAAUGGAAGAGAUACGCGAGGAGCGCAAAUCCAUGCUACCUCCUCCAUCGCAUGUGCGAUUGUGUUCCAACUUAAAGAUGGAAGACGAGGAGGGUGAAAUAUUCAACAACACGUACCUCACGGAUCUGAAGACGGGGCGCAUGUCUCCACCGUUUGCCGGUAGGGAUUCGGUUCGAUAUUCCGAACUCGCCCAGCGCAAUUCCAUGGUACCCCCGCAUCUCCGCAGCAGCUAUCUGCCGCAGUACACGGACAGCGAGUGGCCCGAAGAGGAUCAGAAGGAUGCAGGUUCGCUCAAUCUUGACGACAGCAGUACCAGCUUGAUUUCUCGCAAAAAAGUAGGUGGAACGACAUCCUACAAACGACCCGGUCCACCAACACCAAGCAAAAAAGCGGGCCGACUGUCAUUCGGUGGUUCGAUAGCGACCAAUGAUUUCCAGUAUAAUCCUAUUCUGAAGGAUAGUUCGAUCAACAACAACAACACCAGUACAACAAGUGGAGGACAAGGAGCCAUAGCUGCGCUCAGCUCUCGGCUCAGCUUCGGUGGGGGGCGUAAGAGCAACGCGGAUACUCUACCGCCAGCUGGUAGUUCCGAUACUGCGCCCGGCUCGAGUUUGGCCGAAUUGAAUGCCCGCCGCAAGACUCCGGGCAAGUUCAAACAGAUGUUCAGCUCUACGAAUCUUCUCAACACCCUGCAACGAGACGAGUAUAAAAGUACUCCGAAAAGCACUGGUCCAACCGCAAGCCGGUUACCACAAUCUAAGGUUACGAAACCGAACAGCGAAUCCACUACCGAAUGCGAUUCCGGAAAAACCGGUCCCAUCGUCGGUGGGUCGAGAAAGUGGAUCAAACGAGACUCGCUGGGCGCUCGAGUUACACCGAAACAGACCACAACAAAAGCCGGUAAACAAUCGCGGAAGAUGCCAACGCGGUUCGAUCGUAAUCGUCACCUAAGCAGUUUGGACAGCGACAGUUCCAACAACGAUAGUCCUCGAAACGGUGUCGAUCCUUACGAUGGAUUCUGCUACGAAGCAACGCCGGAUCGGAUACAAAAAAUCGACAUUAACUCAAUGGACAUAUUUUGUCGAACCGAUCGGCAAACUCCGAAGCUGAUGGUGUUCGUUGGAGAGAAUAAGGACGAGAACAAUAAUGCGGAACUUCAAGGUGGCCUAUCCAAUGUUUGUAACAAAAAUAGCAAAAAAGAGCUGCCUGUUCGAGAUUGGUCCAGUACAAGUGAGACAAGUGACUUCGUUCAACAGCUUUGCAAUCAUCGGCGAGAAAAACAACGGCGCAAGAGUAGAGACCAGAGAAGAGAAUCUUUCAACCGACUACGUAACAUUAACGGAGGUGCGUUCGCUUCCCGGUCUGCUGAGUACCGAAACGAUCAAGUUACGAAUGCUGUAGAAACCGGAGACACGCAGCAGCAUUUCGAAUCGCUCCUGCAUCAGAAAAUUCUCGAUCGCCCUAGUGAAAUUCUACCCUCGACGGCGCGCACGAAACAUGAUUCCGAUUCGUUCGAUAACAUGGUAACAAGUUCGACCGGAAUUCAAGGUAUUAUGGGGUUCCCUUUGCUGGAACGAUUUUCGGAAAUUUUCCGCAUUGCUUUGCUACAACGGGAAAAAUCGAUCAGCCGGCAGCCAUCGGCCGUUGUGAAGCCAGAAUCAUCCACGCCUGAACUAACUGCCGAACAGAAGCGAAACCAGCGCGCUUAUCUGAUGCUGGCGGGCUUUGCCGGGCUUAGUUUUUCGGCUCUGGUCUUCAGUAUCUAUCUGAAUUAUGUAGACUACCGUUUGUCCAACAAUAACUGAUGUUUGUUUUUUUUUUUAAAUUUAUUCCUGUAUUUAUUUUAGCAGAAAUGACCGAUUCCAUCCACUAAUGCGCUUUUAAUCGUAAUUGAAAAUUACAUCUGUAACAUAUUUAGUAUCUAUAGUAUUAGCUCAUGAAUGUUGUACAUUGUGAUAUUGCUGACACUCGAGAGUCGAUGUUCCAAUGCUGGAAAUAAAAGAAAGAAAAACUUAUCUUAAAAUAGACUUCCAAUUGUUUUUUUUUAAAUUAUUAAUCACAAUCGUUGUGUUAUUUGUUUUUCGUUGUUCAAACUUUUAAAGUAGUGCGUAACCUUUUAGCUACGUAAUUUAGAUGCUUUUUGUAACUAACCCCGUUCCGCAUUUAUUUAUUAAAAAAAUAUAAAUUCUUGUUCAGAAUAUUGCAUUAAUCUAGUGACUAAUUUAUUGAGUGUUUCUUCAUAACUUUUUUUUGUUCUCUUC